This is a messenger RNA of Eriocheir sinensis (Chinese mitten crab), 548 nucleotides long. RefSeq lists its product as uncharacterized. The transcript has 4 exons. The coding region runs from base 1 to 534 and encodes 177 amino acids. The record is from RefSeq and is a predicted model, not a curated record. Lineage: Eukaryota; Metazoa; Arthropoda; Malacostraca; Decapoda; Varunidae.
AUGCUUCAGCUGCGCGUGGCUGCGGUGCUCAUCUCCGAACCGUUGGUAGUUGACGCCGCGGUGGAGUCUCGUUGGAACAGAGUGGCCGUGAACGAGCUGCUUGUGGCCGAGCUGAGCCGCGACUACCACAACAGUCAGCUGGCGUGUGUGGCCAACAACAACAACGUGACCUCGCCGUCUACCACCGCCUUCACACUGGUCAUGAGCUUGCGCCCCCUCGUGACCCGCCUGGAGCACCCGCCGCGGUCCUUGAGGGUGGGAAGACAGUACCACAUCCUGUGCGUGACCGCAGGCUCUCGGCCCCACCCAAACAUUACCUGGACCCUUGGCAAUGUGGCCUCCAUCUCCCCCCUGCUGGCCGAGACUCAACACGAGGUCAACGUAAGUUCUUCUCGCGUGGCUCUGGUAGCGUCCCGCCGCCACCACGGGCAGCGACUCUCCUGCACGGCGCUCAACCCUCGCUUCCCCGACCACCCCCUCACAGACUCUCUCCUGCUCAACGUGACAUGUGAGUGCGUAGGGGGCGUGGGUUAGAGCACCACUAUUGG